Molecule: messenger RNA, 522 nt
Organism: Momordica charantia (bitter melon)
Lineage: Eukaryota; Viridiplantae; Streptophyta; Magnoliopsida; Cucurbitales; Cucurbitaceae
Source: RefSeq, a predicted model, not a curated record
AUGGGCAACUGCUUAUUCGGCGGUGGCUCCGGCCAGAUUCAGGGGAAGAUCAAAGUCAUAACCGCCAACGGGGGGAUCAUGGAGUUGGGUUCUCCGAUCACCGUCGGGUGCAUCGCCGACGAGUUCCCCGGGUACGGGAUAUUCCGGAGCCACGAUCUGUUCUGGAACCCGCUGCCCCACCAGGAGGAGCUUGUGCCCGGAAACGUACCGGAGGCGGCGGCGAUGGCGCCUUACAGAAUGUCGUUGGACUACCAGGGGAUUCUGAAGCGGUCGCAGACGGAGGUGUUUUCGAGGAGCGGUGAGAUUUGGAAGGUGAAAUUGGUGAUCAGUCCGAAACGGUUGGUGGAGAUAUUGGAGGAGGAAGGCCACACGCAGGAGCUGAUUGAGAGCGUAAGGACUGUGGCCAAAUGUGGAACCACCACCACCAGUAGCUUCUCUUCCAUGCCGUUUUCCGACCACUGGAGUUUGUCCACCAAUGCCACUCCCAGUUCUUCCUCCAAAAAUGGCGCCUUUUUGGGCUAG